GUUUGAUCUUCGCAGGUGCCCAGAAGAACGUGGGGUGUGCGGGCGUAACCGUGGUGAUUGUGCGUGAGGACCUGCUGGGCAAGACAUUGAAGGAGUGCCCCAUCAUCCUGGACUACGGUGUCCAGGCUGGAAACGGAUCGCUCUACAACACCCCUCCCGUCUUCAGCAUCUACAUCAUGGGCCUUGUGCUGGAGUGGAUCAAGAACAACGGGGGAACGGAGGCCAUGGAACGCCUCAAUAAGCAGAAGUCCUCAAUGAUCUAUGACAUCAUCAGCAACUCCAACGGCUUCUACUCUUGCCCGGUGGAGCCAGACUGCCGUAGUCGUAUGAAUGUGACGUUCCGUGUGGGCAGCAGCGCGGGGGACGAGGCUCUAGAGAAGAAGUUUCUGGAAGGAGCUGCUAAGCUCGGAAUGCUCUCUCUGAAGGGACACAGGUCAGUGGGAGGCAUGCGGGCCUCCUUGUAUAAUGCUGUGACGGUGGAGGACUCCCAGGCUCUGGCCAGCUACAUGGCCCAGUUCCUGAAGGACCACCAGCAGUGAGAAUAGGUCAACCAUCAUAUACCCUGCAUGCUGUAUAUGGAUCAAUGACGUUUUUUGGGGCUCAGACGUCAAAUAGUACAACCACAGCUCAUGCCCAUAAAUGAAUCAGUUAUUAGUACUUGACGCAUUUCAAUGAAUAUGCUUGUUGGGUAAUUCACUAAAAUCAAAAACGAAUCAUUUCAUCCAGACAAUAGUGGCAUUAGUGCUUGCACCACCCUGACGUGUGCUGCUACUGAAAUGUCAUUGAUCCAUGCAUCACCAACAGGAUGCUCUUGUUUACCAGUGGCCCAUGCCACUCACAAAUCAAACCAUUUACUUUUUGGGGAAAAAAAGAGAGAAAUGAAACUCCAGAUGGUAUUAGUAGUAUUUUUUGUAAAGGUUUGGAUCUUUGCAAUGCUUUUUAACGCACACACGCGUCCUCUGGCAGACCUCCUGUGCCUCAUCAUUCCCAGUGGCUGCCUCAGGAGUUCUAGGUGAGGAAGUAGAUCUUUGUAUUGUUUUGUCUGUGCCUUAAUGUAUAUAGAUACAUUUUUUUUUAUCUGUGUAAAAAAGAUAUUCACAUUCCAUUAAAAGUCAACUCAACAGUG
Molecule: messenger RNA, 1126 nt
Organism: Engraulis encrasicolus (European anchovy)
Lineage: Eukaryota; Metazoa; Chordata; Actinopteri; Clupeiformes; Engraulidae
Gene: psat1
Product: phosphoserine aminotransferase 1
Exons: 4
Coding region: 177-539 (120 amino acids)
Biological process (GO): L-serine biosynthetic process
Cellular component (GO): cytoplasm
Molecular function (GO): pyridoxal phosphate binding; O-phospho-L-serine:2-oxoglutarate transaminase activity
Source: RefSeq, a predicted model, not a curated record